UAAGUUUUGUAUAAUGUAUUGUGAAUUGUGAUAUUUAAUUCAUAUUUUAUAUUUUGUGUUGCUUCUACAGGUAUCAUCAGUUCAACGUUUAACGAAUUUUAAUUUUUAUAGUUAGCUAAUGUUAUUAUAAAUAUUAAAAACUAUAGAUGGACAUGUUGAAUUAGCUACUUUUAAAAUUUAAACGAGGCAGAGGAGUUUUUAUGUUUAAGAACAAUCGAAUGCUAUUUAGUUAGUAUUGUUUUUAGAUACUGACGAAACAAAAUGUCUGAUGACGAUGACAAACCUCCAGCUCCUCCAGUUCGUCUUACAAGUAAUAGUUUUAGGGUAGCUCGGGGUGACUCUGUACAUAAUUUGGAUAUCAUGCGACCAUUACCAAAAGAACCAGAUUCUGAUCAUAAAAAGAAAACAGCUAAGAGCCGUGUGACUGGUAAGCUAAAAACACGAGGAAAUAAUUGUGAAGAUAAGCCAGAGAUCUCGUAUCCUACAAACUUUGAACAUACUAUGCAUGUCGGUUUUGAUGCCCAUACUGGAGAAUUCACUGGUAUGCCAGAAGCAUGGGCUCGUUUGUUGAUUACAUCCAAUAUUAGUAAACAAGAGCAAAAGAAGAAUCCUCAAGCAGUUCUUGAUGUUUUAAACUGGUUUGACAAUUCCAGUAAACAAUCCAAAACUUCCAAGUAUAUGACAACUACUACACAUAUCGUGCAAAAUAAUAUAACCCAUCCUCCAGAAGUAUUAGUGCGUGGUGCACAUAGUGGAGGUAGUUCAUCAUAUUCUGGGGUUAGUAGUAGCCAGCCAUCUUCUUCAACAGGCAGUACUAGUCCAUCACUUACUACCACUCCGACAACUGACGAACAAACAUCUCCUCCUCCACCAGUAGCUAUACGUCCUGAACGUACUAAAUCAGUGUAUACAAAACCAAUUGAAGAAGAUGAGCCCAGAUCAAUUACUCAAGAAGAACCUAAAGUUGUUUCUCCAGUUCCGUUGCAUAGACCUAGUCAAACUAAUGGAACUGCCCCAAUACUGGAUAAAAAUAAAAAUAAUACCACCAGUAAUAGUCGCAAAAAAAUUGCUGACAAUGAAAUAUUAGAGCAGUUAAAAACUAUUGUAACUGUAGGCGAUCCUAAUAGGAAAUACACCAAAAUGGAAAAAAUCGGGCAAGGAGCGUCCGGUACAGUGUACACUGCAAUUGAAACUUCAACUGGAAUGGAAGUUGCCAUAAAACAAAUGAAUUUAGGACAGCAACCAAAAAAAGAGCUUAUUAUUAAUGAAAUACUAGUCAUGCGAGAAAAUAAACAUGCAAAUGUUGUAAAUUAUUUGGAUAGUUAUCUAGUUCAGGAUGAACUUUGGGUUGUCAUGGAAUAUUUACCUGGUGGCAGUUUGACAGAUGUUGUUACAGAAACUUGUAUGGAUGAAGGUCAGAUUGCGUCUGUUUGUCGGGAAGUACUCCAAGCACUUCAAUUUUUACAUUUUAAUCAAGUUAUACACAGAGACAUUAAGUCUGAUAAUAUUUUACUUGGUCUGGAUGGUAGUGUAAAAUUGACUGACUUUGGUUUUUGCGCUCAAAUUUCACCAGAACAGUCUAAACGCACUACAAUGGUAGGAACACCUUAUUGGAUGGCUCCAGAAGUUGUUACACGUAAGCAGUAUGGACCUAAAGUUGACAUUUGGUCAUUGGGUAUAAUGGCAAUUGAAAUGAUUGAAGGAGAGCCGCCAUAUUUGAAUGAAAAUCCUUUAAGGGCAUUAUAUUUAAUAGCAACUAAUGGUAAACCAGAAAUAAAAGAGAAAGAAAAACUUACUCCCAUAUUUCAAGACUUUUUAGACCAGUGCCUUGAAGUAGAAGUUGAAGAUAGAGCUUCAGCUUCAGAACUUUUAAAACACCCAUUUUUAAAACUCUCUAGACCUUUAGCCAGCCUGACACCUUUGAUAAUGGCUGCAAAACAAGCUGCAAAAGGUCAUUGAUAUUGUUGAAUUGAAAAGUAUACAAUUGGUUGUCUGUUAAUAGAUCAGCCACCAUAUAACUCCAUAAAAACAAUGAAUCUGUCAGCUUCGUUGGCCAUAUAUUACUAUUUAUAAUUAUGUAACAAUUAUUAACAAUUAUUAUUAUUAUUAUUAUUAUUAUUAUUGAUAUUAUUAGUUAAAAUCAGAAAUAAUAUUUAAAUAUAUUCUGUUUUUUACAUAUCUACAGCCAUUGGUGCUUCUUCUUCUUCUCU
Messenger RNA from Adelges cooleyi (spruce gall adelgid), 2210 nucleotides. It is a transcript of the gene Pak, whose product is annotated as serine/threonine-protein kinase Pak. Gene Ontology annotation, cellular component: cytoplasm. The record is from RefSeq and is a predicted model, not a curated record. The transcript has 10 exons. Gene Ontology annotation, biological process: regulation of axonogenesis; protein phosphorylation; regulation of MAPK cascade. Gene Ontology annotation, molecular function: protein serine/threonine kinase activity; ATP binding. Lineage: Eukaryota; Metazoa; Arthropoda; Insecta; Hemiptera; Adelgidae. The coding region runs from base 262 to 1959 and encodes 565 amino acids.